Molecule: messenger RNA, 246 nt
Organism: Soboliphyme baturini
Lineage: Eukaryota; Metazoa; Nematoda; Enoplea; Dioctophymatida; Soboliphymatidae
Source: the annotation of a GenBank genome assembly
UCCGAAAUUCGAAAACUGCUCGUGGACGUGACGGCUCGCAAAAGUGUCGACACGUCGUUGAUACUGCACAUGGUUAGCGUGGACAGCUCGGCGGUGUCGAACGUCGCCGAACAGAACCAGGGCGACGUCGUGCGGUCAAUCAUGACCUACGGACGUAAGAGCAGCAGGCUCGAACGAAUGUUUCCGUUCAGACAGAUGUACGUCGAACCUUCCAGGCGUAAUUCGAAAACAAGUUUCGUACAGUAA